AUGACGCAUAGCCUUAUCGAAGUAUCGUNCGAGGCUAUAGACAAACGGCCACGUAUUGGACCUUCGUCCAAAUCUAUUAACGAGGACGAUGAGGACGAGGACACUGAGGAGACGUCCUCCUCCCAUGAAACGUCCGACUCAGAAUCCGAGACCGAUUCAACCAAAUCCUCUCAUUCUUCCUCAUCGAGGGCGAAGUCCCUUACACCCCCCAAACCAACUCCCAAGCCGAGGAAGCGUACAGGGACGGCGGAAGUCUAUGCAGCCAAACAGCUGCGUACGCCUCCUCGGUCUCCUUCUCCUACCAUCUCCCCCAUCCUGACGGACAGGCCCAGGGGUGCCCCCACCACAGGCUGCACGGUGGGCAACCUGGAGUCAACCAGGUACAUGGACCUAGAGCCAACAGUCUCCAACCCUCAACCCAACUCCAUCCCCAAUCCCUCCCCAGUGCCCUCGACUUCAUACGCAACCAUUGCAGCAACGCGACCGGCGCCUACACUGCGCCCACAAUUGAAUGCCUCUGCUUCAACAAAACCGCGCGCCGGGGNUGCUGGCCCUGCUGGACGAAGGCUCCACUGUAACUCUCCUGGACUCGAGCGUGGCGAAGCAGAUCGGCCUGAAGGGACCCAAGGAGACGCUCCGCCUCGAGACCGUGGGCGGGAAGACCCUAACGAAGAAGGACUCGAUGAAGCUUAA
This is a messenger RNA of Bombyx mandarina (wild silkworm), 693 nucleotides long. RefSeq lists its product as uncharacterized. NCBI's taxonomy places the organism in Eukaryota, Metazoa, Arthropoda, Insecta, Lepidoptera, Bombycidae. The record is from RefSeq and is a predicted model, not a curated record.